This is a messenger RNA of Acipenser ruthenus (sterlet), 15838 nucleotides long. RefSeq names its product baculoviral IAP repeat-containing protein 6-like. Gene Ontology annotation, biological process: apoptotic process; negative regulation of apoptotic process; regulation of cytokinesis. Gene Ontology annotation, molecular function: cysteine-type endopeptidase inhibitor activity; protein binding; ubiquitin conjugating enzyme activity. Gene Ontology annotation, cellular component: nucleus. The transcript has 75 exons. Bases 587 to 15136 code for a protein of 4849 amino acids. Lineage: Eukaryota; Metazoa; Chordata; Actinopteri; Acipenseriformes; Acipenseridae. The record is from RefSeq and is a predicted model, not a curated record.
CGGCCGAAGUUAUACAUGUCCUUGACCCGCCCAUUUAGUUAGGCUGAGUGAAUGCCGGGAGAGUCAGUUGUUCUUUUGUUGUUUUUUUUUUUAAUUUUCUGUUUUUGGUGUGCGUCUUGAGUUAAAUCACACUAGUGCAAUAGUAUCCUUAAUGUCACUUUAAAAUCAUGUGGUGACAUACCUACAGUUUCAUACCACCACUCUUCCGAACGGUGUUAUGUUCUGACGUUAUUAUAAUGGAUUCAAUGAUGGGAACAACAUUAUUGUGUAAUUCUGCAUGAUUAGGGGUUUAUUUUUUUAUUUCACUUGAAGAGCAAUGAAAUUUACGAGGCUGCAUCGCCUCUAGUGGUGUGGAGUGCGCAGGGUCUGUGCUACGCUAGUUCCGCUUGCCUGACAUCUCCCUGCCGGAGAACGGAGCCCAAAGCUACCCGAAUACGGAUGGUGAAUAGCUGCUGCGGUAUCGGGAGGAGGGGCAACAGCUGUGGUAGUACAGCGGUAGUUUGGGUUCUGUUUCCUCUUUUUACACACACUCUGGACAUCGGAUUUCCCAGAGACUGAGAGAGGGGAAGGGAAAAAAUAAAGAAAGAUGGCGGCCGCGGCCUUGCCGGGGUCCUGUACCUCCACCUCCUCCGACUGGAUUGUACUGAGAGACGGCUGCCUGCGCUGCGACGAGGAUGGCCUGCAUAGCCUUUCAUACCACCCGGCCCUCAACGCCAUCCUGGCCGUUACCAGCCGGGGCAGCAUUAAAGUGAUCGACGGCACUUCGGGGGCCAUCCUCCAGUCCUCGGCAUUGCACGCUAAACCAGGUGGACGGGUGAAAUGUCAGUACAUCCCUGCAGUGGAUAAAGUUGUCUUUGUGGAUGAUUAUGUGGUGGGAUGCAGAAAGGAUCUCAAUGGCAUUCUGCUGUUGGAUACAGCUCUCCAAGCACCCGUCACAAAGCAGGAAGAUGUGGUUCAGCUAGAGUUACCAGUUACAGAGGCCCAGCAAAUGCUAUCAGCUUGUCUGGAAAAGGUGGAUGCAUCAAGUGCAGACGGUUACGACCAGUUCAUCACACAGCUUAAAGAUGGGUUGAAAAAUACCUCGCAUGAGACGGCAGCAAAUCACAGAGUUGCAAAGUGGGCAACAGUUACGUUCCAUCUCCCACACCACGUGCUAAAAUCCGUUGCUAGUGCCAUUGUGAAUGAAUUGAAGAAGAUCAAUCAGAAUGUUGCUGCCUUGCCUGUAGCCUCAUCAAUAAUGGACAGGUUAUCCUACCUCUUGCCAAGUGCACGGCCUGAGCUAGGGGUGGGCCCAGGGCGCUCUGUAGAUAGGUCACUUAUGUACAGUGAGGCAAACAGGAGGGAAACGUUUUCAUCAUGGCCUCACGUAGGUUACAGGUGGGCACAGCCUGAUCCCAUGGCUCAAGCGGGAUUUUACCACCAGGUAGGCAGUCCUGCUUCCACUGGUGAUGACAGGGCGAUGUGUUUUACGUGUAGUGUGUGCCUGGUGUGCUGGGAGCCUACGGAUGAACCUUGGUCGGAGCAUGAGAGACAUUCCCCAAACUGCCCCUUUGUGAAGGGUGAACACACCCAGAACGUACCGCUUUCACUGACCCUGGCAACCAGUCCGGCCCAGUUUCCAAGCAGCGAUGGGUCAGAUAAGAUCGCCUGCUUCGGGUUUGGGAGCUGUCCUCACUUUCUAGCUGCUGCAACAAAACGAGGGAAGAUUUGUAUAUGGGAUGUAUCAAAGCUGAUGAAGGUUCACUUGAAGUUUGAGAUCAACCCUUAUGAUCCAGCAAUUGUACGGCAGCUUAUUUUGUCGGGAGGCGAGCAAGGUUCGGGGACGGAAUCCAGACCUACUUUAGCCUGGUUAGAAGAUUCUUCCAGCUGCUCAGAUAUACCAAAACUAGAAGGAGACAGUGAUGAUCAGCUGGAAGACUCUGACAGCGAAGAGCAUUCCAGAUCAGAAUCUGUGACAGGGCAUACGUCUCAGAAAGAGAGCAUGGAGAUGAACCUUGGCAUCACAGCGUUAAGUAUCCUCCAGCAACCUGAGAAGCUGCAGUGGGAGGUUGUAGCAAACGUCUUGGAGGACACAGUUAAGGAUCUAGAGGAGUUGGGAGCAAAUCCUUCACUGGCUAAUGCCAAGAGGGAGAAAGUGAAGGAGAAGCACAUGGAGCACCACAACAUUCCCUUCCCUUGCCUGCUAGCCGGAGGCCUGCUAAGCUACAGGUCAGCCGCGGCCUCUCCCCUUAGCAGCAACUCCCGGCGCUCGCUUGAUGGUUUGUUGAGGACUCCGGGCGAGAGCGCAUUGGAACAGGGCUUGAUGGACAUUGAGUCCUGCAGUAACUCGGAGCUGAGCUCCCCCCUGGUCAGGAGGACUAUGCCGGUACUGUUGCUUUACAGCAUCAAGGAGUCUGAUGAGAAAACGGACAAGGUUUUUGCACAAAUGAACAACCUAAUGAGCAAGAGCUUGCACGACGAGGGCUUCACGGUGCCCCAGAUCAUUGAGAUGGAAUUUGAUACCCACGAGCAGCUGCUGCUCCAGGACCCCCCUGUCACUUACAUCCAGCAGUUUGCAGACACAGCAGCGAACCUAGUCUCCAUGGACUCCGACAAGUGGAGCUCUAUGGUACCAAAGCCGGGGACAUUGGUUCAGUGCCUGCGGCUGCCCAAGUUUGCAGAGGAGGAGAACUUGUACGUUGACUCCAUCACUCCCUGCGCUGACGGGGUCCACCUGCUGGUAGGCCUGCAGUCCUGUUCUGUGGAGUCCCUCAGUGCAAUAAAUCAAGUGGAGGCCUUGAAUAACUUAAACAAACUGAACUCCGCCCUUUGCAGUAGACGGAAAGGUGACUUUGAGCCCAUCCCGACCAUCGCUAAUGGUACAGGUGUUAAUGUCAUGAAACAACAGUCCCCAACGGGCACUCAGACUCCUCUUAUUAUCCCUCCAGAGCAGAGGACUGUGAGUGGAGGCUAUCUAGUACUGUAUAAAAUGAACUACUCCACCCGGAUAGUGACUUUGGAGGAGGAGCCGGUGAAGAUCCAGCAUAUCAGAGACCCCCAGGAUGCCAUUACCUCACUCAUAUUGCUUCCGCCUGAUAUUUUGGAUAACAGGGAGGACGAUUGUGAGGAGGCCUUGGAGGAAGCUCCUCCUGCCUUCAAAAAUGGGAACACAAAGGAAAAGAAAGUUGAUGUGUCUGUACUUGGGCACCUAGUGGUUACAACUCAGGGAGGAUUCAUCAUGAUUUUAGAUUUAUCCAGCCUGGAGGUUUUGGCCAAAUUGGAGCCACCUAAGAAGGAGGGCACUGAGGAGCCGGAUCCUUUUGUCUCUGUGACGUACUGCUCUGGGACGGACAGACUUUGUGCUUGCACUAAAGGUGGAGAACUUCAUUUCCUUCAGAUUGGAGGAGCCUGUGAUGAUAUUGAUGAAGCUGAUAUCUUCAUUGACGGCCCCCUUUCUAAAGGGGCGGAACAGCUGUGGGAAGGGACAAAGCUGCCCUCAAACCCUUCUAGUCCUGGAAUUACAGUUGUAGGAGUUGAUCUUCUGGUGGACCAAAUGUUCUGUGCAGAGAGCCUGACGUCGCUAGUGGAGCUGACGCGCUUCGAGACACUGACCCCCCGCUUCUCCGCCACCGUCCCUCCCUGCUGGGUGGAGGUGCAGCAGGAGCAGCAGCAGAGGAGGCACCCCCAGCACCUUCACCAGCAGCACCACGGGGACGCAGCCCAGCACACACGCACAUGGAAACUGCAGACUGACGGCUCCAGCUGGGAUGAACAUGUCUUUGAACUGGUCCUACCCAAGUCAUGCAUGGUCGGACAUGUGGACUUCAAAUUUGUCAUGAACUCAAACAUCACAAACAUUCCACAGAUUCAAGUCACACUACUAAAAAAUAAGGCUCCAGGACUUGGGAAGGUGAAUGAGUCAGCAGUAGACAGGCAGAUCUGCUUCCCUUUAUCGCAAGCCCUGCAUGCUAAUGGAGAGAGGAAUGGGCCAUCGCUGCUUGCAGAUUUCGGUGAUGACAUGCAGUUUAUGGAAAUGGAAGAGUCACAAGGUUCAAGAUUAUGUUGGUUUUUAGAAGAUCACAAGGAGGAUAUUUUAUGUGGUCCGGUGUGGCUAGCUAGUGGUCUGGAUCUCUCUGGGCAUGCUGGGAUGUUGACCCUAACAAGCCCAAAACUUGUUAAGGGAAUGGCGGGUGGGAAGUAUCGUUCUUUCUUGGUCCACAUUAAAGCAGUGAGUGAUAAAGUGGCAGAGGAGAACUACAGACCAGUUGUGAGGAUGCCAGCAGCUAAACCACAGAGCAGCAAAGGACACUCUCUUUCAUCACUGCUGCAAAGAGCCCAAGCAAGCAAGGAGAAACCAUCCACAUCCAAAGAGCCUGGCAUUUCCUCUAAAAAAACGGACAACCUUCGAGGAUGUGAUUUGCUGCAGGAGGUCUCUGUCACCAUAAGGAGAUUCAAGAAAACUUCAAUACCCAAAGAGCGAGUUCAAAGGUGCGCCAUGUUGCAGUUCCCAGAGUUCCAUGAGAAGCUCCUGAACAAUCUUUGCAAGAAGAUGGAUGAGGACACUGUGUCGGAGCAUUCUCAGAGUCUAGUGUUAGACGUCCUCUGCUGGUUAGCUGGAGUUUAUUCAAAUGGGCCAUGCAGUUUGCAAGAAGGAAAGGAAGGCUUGCUAACAAAAACCAGAAAACGUCUCACUGCCAUUAUACGGGUUUGCUUCUUUGAAGCUGGUCGAAGUAUAGCUCACAAAUGUGCCCGGUUUCUGGCACUUUGUAUAAGCAAUGGAAAGGGUGACCCAAGUCAGCAGGCAUUUGGAGCAGCUCUGCUGAAGGCUUUGCUGGACAAUAUGCCUUACUUGCCUGCAGCUGCGACUGGUGGGUCUGUAUUUUGGUAUUUUGUGUUACUAAACUAUGUGAAGGAUGAAGAUCUGGCUGGAUGCAGCACAGCCUGUGCCUCUCUUCUCACGGCUGUGUCGAGACAGUUACAGGACAGACUAACUCCCCUAGAAGCUUUACUACAAACCAGAUAUGGCUUGUACAGCUCCCCUUUUGAUCCAGUUCUGUUUGAUUUGGAAGUUAGCGGCUCCACCUGCAAAAAUGCCUUUAACAGCAGUAUUGGUGUGCAGUCAGAUGAGAUUGACCUGUCAGAUGUACUCUCAGGGAAUGGUAAGGUAAGCAGCUGUGCAGCAGCAGAGGGGAGCUUCACAGCCCUAACAGGACUUCUUGAAGUCGAGCCUCUACACUUUACUUGCGUUUCCACUAGUGACGGUACUAGGGUGGAAAGGGAUGAUGCAAGUAUGUUUACCGUGAGUACAUUUGGAGUGACGCCGGCGGUGGGCGGCCUGUCCGCCGGGGCGGUGGGUGAGGCCUCAACAGCACUGAGCUCUGCUGCUCAGGUGGCCCUGCAGUCUCUCUCUCACGCCAUGGUCUCCGCAGAGCAGCAGCUCCAGGUCCUUCAAGAGAAGCAGCAGCAGCUCCUCAAGCUACAGCAGCAGAAGGCCAAGCUGGAAGCAAAAUUACAUCAGACUACAUCAGCAGCGGCUGCAGCAGCAUCAGCAGUAGGACCCAUUCACAACUCGGUGCCUUCCAAUCCCUCUACUGCACCUGGAUUCUUCAUUCACCCCUCUGAUGUUAUUCCGCCCACUCCCAAAACCACCCCUCUGUUUAUGACGCCCCCUUUGACUCCUCCCAAUGAGUCUGUUUCCGCUGCAAUCAGUGUGGAGCUGGCCCAACUCUUCCCCGGGUCUAUGAUAGACCCCCCUCCAGUCAACCUAGCUGCUCAUAACAAAAAUGCGCACAAAGCCAAAAUGAAUCCAAUUGGAAGUGGUUUGGCACUUGCAAUCUCGCAUGCCUCUCACUUUCUACAACCUCCACCUCACCAGUCUAUCAUCAUAGAGAGAAUGCACUCUGGAGCCCGGCGGUUUGUGACUUUAGAUUUUGGCAGGCCUGUCCUCCUCACAGACGUAUUGAUCCCAACAUGUGGGGACCUGGCUUCUCUGUCGAUUGACAUCUGGACUCUUGGCGAAGAGGUUGAUGGAAGACGUCUGGUGGUGGCCACGGAUAUUAGCACACAUUCCCUCAUUUUGCACGACUUGUUGCCGCCUCCGGUCUGCAGAUUUAUGAAGAUCACUGUUAUUGGCCGAUAUGGUAGUACUAAUGCACGAGCCAAGAUCCCCUUGGGAUUUUACUAUGGGCACACAUACAUCUUGCCGUGGGAGAGUGAACUAAAAUUAAUGCAUGACCCAUUAAGAGGAGAAAGCGACUCAGCUAAUCAACCAGAGGUAGAACAACAUCUAGCGAUGAUGGUGGCGCUGCAGGAAGAUAUACAGUGCAGAUAUAAUCUAGCAUGCCACAGGCUGGAGACCUUGUUGCAGAAUAUUGAUCUCCCCCCACUGAACAGUGCCAACAACGCCCAGUACUUUCUGCGAAAGCCUGACAAAGCAGUGGAGGAGGACACCAGGGUCUUUUCAGCCUAUCAAGACUGCAUUCAGCUGCAGCUCCAACUGAACCUGGCCCACCAUGCUGUGCAGAGGCUGCGGGUCUCCUUGGGAUCCAGCAGGAAGGUGCUUCCCGAGGCGUUUGACCCCAAGGAGCUGAUCCAGAACUCCUCCACUGAACAGCUGCGCACCACCAUCCGCUACCUGCUGGACACGCUGCUCAGUCUACUGCAUUCAUCCAAUGGUCAUUCUGUUCCAUCUGUUCUUCAAAGCACAUUUCAUGCUCAGGCCUGCGAGGAACUGUUCAAGCACUUGUGCAUCAGUGGGACCCCCAAGAUCCGGUUGCACGCUGGCCUCCUGCUGGUCCAGUUGUGUGGGGGAGAGAGAUGGUGGGGUCAGUUCCUCUCUAAUGUCUUACAGGAACUGUACAAUUCAGAACAACUCCUCAUCUUCCCUCAGGACAGGGUUUUCAUGCUUUUGUCCUGCAUUGGCCAAAGAUCUCUCGGCAACAGCGGAGUGUUGGAAGGUUUGCUCAACCUUUUGGAUAACUUGCUGUCUCCCCUUCAACAAGCAGCCGCAGUACAGAGGCGGAGAGAAGGUGUGUUGGACAUUCCCAUGAUCAGCUGGGUAGUGAUGCUGGUGUCUCGGCUGCUGGACUAUGUGGCGAAUGUAGAGGAUGAGGCAGCCGCUGCCAAGAAGCAUCUGAAUGGGAAGGACCGGGACAGGAUACUGUCAGGAAACCAAUGGAGCUUUAUUAAUAACAGUUUACAGUCCCACAGCCAGAGUAGAUCAACAAAAGGCAACAGUAGCUUAGAUCGGUUAUAUUCAAGGAAAAUCAGAAAACAGCUUGUUCAUCAUAAACAGCAGUUAAAUUUGCUGAAAGCAAAGCAAAAAGCACUAGUGGAGCAAAUUGAGAAGGAGAAAAUCCAGAGCAACAAAGGCUCAUCAUACAAACUGUUGGUGGAGCAGGCGAAGCUGAAGCAAGCCACAUCAAAGCACUUCAAAGACCUGAUCCGGCUGCGUCGCACUGCUGAAUGGCCCCGCUCCACGCUGGACACAGAGGCCUCAGCAGCCAAGGAGACCCCAGAAGUGGAGCCUCUGCCAUUCACCCUGGCACAUGAGCGCUGCAUCUCUGUAGUGCAGAAACUGGCCCUCUUCCUCCUCUCUAUGGAUUUCACCUGCCAUGCAGACCUCUUGCUGUUUGUGUGCAAGGUUCUUGCAAGAAUUGCAAAUGCUACAAGGCCCACCAUACAUUUGUGUGAAGUUGUGAAUGAGCUGCAGCUGGAGAGACUGCUCCUCCUGCUGGUGGGAACAGACUUCAACCGGGGAGACAUCUCCUGGGGAGGGGCCUGGGCUCAGUACUCUCUGACUUGCAUGGUUCAGGAUAUCCUGGCAGGGGAGUUGCUGUCACCAGUGGCAUCGGAGGCUAUGGAGGAAGGGGCGGUGGGAGAGGAGGCUGGGGCCUCAGCAGGAGACUCUGACGAUUCCCUUCAGCAGCCAGCUUCCAUUCCACUAGUGGAGACCAUAGAUGAGGCUCUGACUCCAGACGUCGCAGGUGCUCCACCUCUAUCAUCUUUGGAAAAAGAUAAAGACAUAGACUUUGACUUGCUACAAGACCUCAUGGAUGUUGAUAUUGAUCCUUUAGAUAUUGAUUUGGAAAAAGAUCCCCUUGCAGCCAAAGUGUUUAAGCCCAUAAGCAGUACCUGGUAUGAUUACUGGGGUGCUGACUAUGGCACUUACAGUUACAACCCUUACAUUGGUGGUGUCGGAAUCCCUGUGUCAAAACCACCAGCUGCCACUGAGAAGCCUGGAUCCCAAAGCGUAUCUGUCUCUGUGUCUCAAGCACUGGAUGCCCGUCUGGAGGUUGGACUGGAGCAACAGGCUGAGCUGAUGUUGAAAAUGAUGGCCACGUUGGAGGCAGACUCUAUCUUCCAGGCUCUGACCACAACAUCCCCGACAGUAUCUCCGGCUUCCAAUGGAACAGACGAUUCCUUACUUCGAGGGCUCCAUGCCUGUAAUCAGGGCACCCAGCUCAUUGUGCAGUCCUCUUCCAUCCCCAUGCUGAGUGCCUGCUUCAAUAAGCUCUUCUCCAUGCUGCAGGUCCAUCAUGUCCAGCUUGAAUCUCUUCUCCAGUUGUGGCUCACUUUGAGCUUUAAUUCUAGCUCUACAGGAAACGAAGAGAGUGGAUCUGAUGUCUUCUUAUUUAAUGCAAGCAGAAUCCCCACCAUUCCGCUCAAUCAAGCUUCUAUAACUAGCUUUUUGACAGUCUUGGCCUGGUACCCAAACACCUCACUGCGGACAUGGUGCCUUGUGCUUCAUAGCCUGACUCUCAUGACCAACAUGCAGCUUAAUUCUGCAACAAGCAAUGCCAUGGGGGGUCAUGAGAGCACAGCCCAGUUGAUUGUGUCGGAUCCCAAUUUAAUUCACGUUCUUGUGAGAUUCCUUUCAGGAACAAAUCCACAUGGAACAAGUCAGCACAGCCCGCAGGUUGGGCCAACAGCCACACAAGCUAUGCAAGAAUUUCUCACCAGAUUGCAAGUGCACCUUUCUUCAACUUGUCCUCAGAUGUUCAGUGAAUUCUUACUGAAGCUUAUGCACAUACUGUCAACAGAGAGGGGGCCUUUCCAGUCUGGGCAGGGCCCUCUGGACGCCCAGGUCAAGCUGCUGGAGUUCACACUGGAGCAGAACUUCGAAGUGGUGUCGGUCGGCACGAUCUCCGCUGUUGUAGAAUCCAUCACCUUCCUGGUGCACCACUAUAUCACCUGCUCCGACAAGGUGGUGUCACGCAACGGGUCCGACAGCACUGUGGGGGCGCGCGCCUGUUUCGGGGGCCUCUUUGCCAACAUCAUCCGCCCAGGCGAUGCCAAGGCCGUGUGCGGGGAGGUGACCCGCGACCAGCUCAUGUUUGACCUGCUCAAGCUGGUCAAUAUCCUGGUGCAGCUUCCACUGUCCAGCGACCGUGAGUUCAGUGCCAGGAUGCCAGCUGUGGGCAGCAGUGCCUCCGAUGAGGAGAAGGUCUGUGGGAGCAAGGAGAGCAACGGGGGCACUUCGGCCAACCAGGGCCCUGCCGCGGGGGUGGCAGACUUGGUACUGGCCAACCAGCAGAUCAUGAGUCAGAUCCUGUCUGCACUAGGACAGUGCAACAGCAGUGCAAUGGCCAUGAUAAUAGGAGCUAGUGGACUGCAUCUAACCAAACAUGAAAACUUUCACGGUGGAUUAGAUGCAAUCUCAGUUGGGGAUGGACUGUUCACUAUCCUGACAACGCUGAGUAAGAAAGCCACCUCGGUUCAAGUGAUGCUGCAACCCAUUCUCACGUAUAUGGCAUGUGGCUACAUGGGCAGACAGGGGUCAUUGUCAACAUGCCAGUUGUCUGAACCCCUCUUAUGGUUUAUCCUGAGAGUCCUGGACACAAGCGAGGCACUGAAAGCAUUCCAUGACAUGGGAGGAGUUCAACUCAUCUGUAAUAACAUGGUGACCAGCACCAGAGCAAUUGUGAACACCGCUCGGAGUAUGGUGUCUACCAUCAUGAAAUUCCUGGACUCCGGACCAGGCAAGUCUGCUGACGGCAGUCUAAAGUCAAGAGUGUUGACUUCAGAACCAGACAAUGCAGAAGGACUUCACAACUUUGCACCAUUAGGUACCAUCACCUCUAGCAGUCCCACAGCCCAGCCGGCAGAGGUGCUGUUACAGGCCACUCCACCCCAUCGCAGGGCGCGCUCGGCAGCCUGGUCCUACAUCUUCCUGCCUGAAGAGGCUUGGUGCGACCUUACCAUCCACCUCCCUGCAGCCGUGCUGCUUAAGGAGAUACACAUCCAGCCUCAUCUUGCGUCUCUGGCUACCUGUCCCUCGUCUGUGUCAGUGGAAAUCAGUGCAGAUGGAGUGAACAUGCUGCCCCUGUCGACGCCGGUGAUUACCAGUGGACUCACCUAUAUCAAGAUCCAGCUGGUGAAGGCAGAGGUGGCGUCAGCGGUGUGCCUGCGCCUGCACCGGCCGCGGGAUGCCAGCACCCUGGGGCUGUCCCAGAUCAAACUGCUGGGCCUCACUGCCUUCGGUAACACCUCGUCCACCACCGUCAACAACCCCUUCCUGCCCUCCGAGGAUCAGGUCUCCAAAACAAGUAUUGGCUGGCUGAGGCUUCUCCACCACUGCCUGACUCACGUUGGUGACCUGGAGUCUAUAAUGGCCAGUGCAGCAGCCCCCACUGCCAAUCUGCUGCAGACAUGCGCAGCCCUGCUCAUGUCACCAUACUGCGGGAUGCACUCACCCAACAUUGAGGCUGUGCUGGUGAAGAUCGGGCUCCAGUCCACACGCAUAGGGCUCAAACUGAUUGACAUUCUUCUGAGGAACUGUGCGGCAUCUGUCACAGACCCUGCAGACUUAAACAGUCCCUUGCUCUUUGGAAGACUAAAUGGCCUUUCCUCUGACUCUACAAUUGAUAUCCUCUACCAGCUUGGAACAACUCAGGAUCCUGGUACCAAGGACAGAAUUCAGGCUUUGCUUCAGUGGGUGCAUGAUUCAUCAAGAGUAGCUGCUCUGAAAAGAGGUGGCCACAUUAGUUACAUCAAUCCCAACAACUCGCCCAGGGAAUAUGGACUUCUCAUGCCUUCACCUUCCCAUUUGCACUGUGUAGCUGCAAUCCUGUGGCACAGCUAUGAGCUGCCUGUGGAUUAUGACCUUCCGGUUCUACUCAACAGGGAGCUAUUUGAGUUGUUAUACAACUGGUCCAUGUCCCUCCCAUGCAACAUGGUGCUGAAGAAAGCUGUGGACAGUUUGCUGUGCUCCAUGUGCCACAUCCAUCCCAACUACUUCUGCUUAUUAAUGGCGUGGAUGGGCAUCACACCCCUGCCUGUGCAGAGCCAGCACCGCCUCUCCAUGACUGAUGACAGUAAGAAGCAGGAUCUCAGUGCUGGCCUGACAGAUGACUCCAAGAAUGCACAGGCCCCCAUCACACUCACCGAAUCCCACUUGGCCACCCUAGCAGCUGCCUGUCAGUCCCCGGAAGCUAUAAAGCAAUUGUUAGACUCUGGCCUUCCCUCUUUGCUUGUGAAAAGCUUGGCCAGCUUCUGUUUCGGCCUCCUUUCCAAUUCUGAUUUCUCAGUGCCUUUUAUGGAGGUUCCUGCAGAUAGAAACAGGAGGCAGCACCCGGCUAACAAAGUGCCCCUGACAGCAGACUUGGUGGCUCCAGUGCUCCGGUUCCUGACUGAUGUUGGGAACAGCCACGCAAUGAAAGACUGGUUAGGCGGGCCGGAGGUAAACCCCCUGUGGACAGCACUCCUGUUCCUGCUCUGCCACUCCAGUGCCAGCGCAGGAGGCCAUCAGGCCAGCGCAGGAGGCCAUCAGGCCAGCGCCCAACCCUCAGGCUCCAGAUACUCUCUGGCAUCUUUGACAAGUGGGAACGGUCUGACCACCCAGCAAAGAACAGCUACUGAAAACGCAACAGUGGCAUUCUUCUUACAGUGCAUCUCCUGCCAUCCUUGUAAUCAAAGGUUGAUGGCUCAGGUGCUUUGUGAGCUGUUCCAGUCUGCACCCCAGCGAGGAAACAUGCCAAUGUCUGGUAAUAUAUCUGGGUUUAUCCGAAGGCUCUUCUUGCAAUUAAUGCUGGAGGAUGAGAAGGUCACUGUCUUCUUGCAGUCUCCCUGUCCGUUAUACAAAGGAAGGAUUAAUGCCACCAGCCAUGUGAUUCAACAUCCAAUGUAUGGAGCUGGGCAUAAAUUCCGCACUCUUCACCUCCCUAUCUCUACUACCUUAGCUGAGGUUCUUGACAGAGUGUCCGAUACGCCAAGUAUAACAGCAAAGCUGAUCAGUGAACAAAAGGAAGACAAGGAGAAGAAGAAUCAUGAGGAGAAAGAGAAGAUGAAAGCAGACAAUGGAUUUCAGGACAAUUACAGUGUUGUUGUUGCUUCAGGUCUGAAGUCUCAGUCAAAGAGAGCAGUAUCCACUCCCCCCCGUCCCCCCUCCAGAAGAGGAAGGGUCAUGACUGACACACUGACUACCUCUUCUGCUGGGGCGGAGUCGUCUGGUAAAACAAUCAGUGUUCCAGUCUUUCAUCUAUAUCAUAACCUGCUACCAGGCCAGCCUUUGCCAGUGGAGAUGACACUUGCCCAGCUGCUAACUUUGCUGUACGACCGCAAGCUCCCUCAGGGUUACCGAUCAAUAGACUUGACUGUAAAGCUUGGUUCCAAGGUGAUCUCUGACCCAAGUCUGUCAAAAACUGACUCGUUCAAGCGUCUACGAACUGAAAAAGAACAUGGUGAGAUGUUAAACAGCUGUCCUGAAGAUGAGCCUAUGGCACAAGGAGAUGAAUGCAUUGAUGCCGCCAUCGAUGAGUCCCUCCUGGAAACCAACCCAAUUCAGUCUCCCCUUCAAGUAUUUGCUGGAAUGGGCGGCCUGGCUCUCAUAGCCGAGAGAUUGCCAAUGUUGUACCCUGAUGUCAUCCAACAGGUGAGUGCUCCAGUGGUAGGCUCCACGACCCAAGAGAAGCCAAAGGACAGUGACCAGUUUGAGUGGGUCACCAUUGAGCAGUCAGGAGAGCUGGUCUAUGAGGCCCCAGAAACGAUAGCUGCUGAACCCCCGCCCAUCAAGUCUUCUGUGCAGACCAUGUCUCCCAUUCCCGCCCACUCGCUCGCGGCCUUCGGGCUCUUCCUUCGCCUGCCCGGCUACGCAGAAGUGCUGCUCAAAGAGAGAAAACACGCUCAGUGUCUCCUGCGCUUGGUGCUGGGAGUGACUGACGAUGGAGAAGGCAGUCACAUUCUGCAGUCCCCAUCGGCAAACGUUCUCCCCACUCUCCCAUUUCACGUCCUGCGUACUUUAUUCAGCACCACACCAUUGACUACAGAUGAUGGAUUGCUCCUGAGGCGCAUGGCUUUGGAGAUCGGUGCAAUCCAUCUUAUACUGGCCUGUCUGUCUGCACUAAGCCACCAUGCCCCCAGAGUACCUAAUGCGAGUCCCAACCAGACAGAGACUCAGGUGUCAAGUGGACACGCAAGUGCUUCCAGUGAAGAGCAGCAGCUGUAUUGGGCCAAGGGGACAGGCUUCGGGACUGGCUCCACAGCGUCUGGGUGGGACGUGGAACAGGCCUUCACCAAACAGAGGCUGGAGGAAGAGCAUGUCACCUGCCUGCUGCAGGUCCUUGCCAGUUACAUCAACCCGGCAGGUAGCGCAGCAUUGGGAGAGGCCCAAAGUGGAGAGGGAAGAGGACAGAAUAGCAACACGCUCCCGUUUGUGCUUCAGGAGCUGCUCAGCCAGUCCUGCCUUAUCCCUGCAAUGUCAUCCUACCUACGCAAUGACUCAGUGCUGGACAUGGCGAGGCAUGUUCCCCUGUACAGAGCCCUCCUGGAGCUGCUGCGUGCGAUCUCGUCCUGCACCUCACUGGUCCCGCUCCUGCUGCCGCUGUCUGGAGACGAUGAAGAGGAGGAGGAGGAGGAGCGCUUGGAGUGCCAGACCUCUGUGGGCACUCUGCUUGCAAAGAUGAAGAUCUGCGUCGACACCUACACCAACAGACUGAGGUCCAAGAAAGAUAAAAGCAAAGGAGUUAAGGCAGAUACAUCAGACCCAGAACCAGAAGGCCUUACUCUGCUGGUCCCAGACAUCCAGAAGACUGCAGAGAUUGUUUAUGCCGCCACUACAAGCCUGCGGCAGGCGAAUCAAGAAAAGAAGCUGACAGAGUCUUCUAAGAGAGUUGCUGCAAGACCUAAGCCGUUGUCUGUGUUGAGAUCUCUGGAGGAAAAAUACGUUGCUGCCAUGAGAAAACUGCAGUUUGACACGUUUGAAAUGGUUUCUGAAGACGACGAUGGCAAGCUGGUAUUCAAAGUGAAUUACCAUUACAUGUCUCAGGUGAAGAAUGCCAGCGAUGCCAACAGUGCAGCCCGAGCCCGCCGGCUCGCCCAGGAAGCUGUGACACUGUCCACCUCUCUGCCGCUCUCCUCUUCCUCCAGCGUCUUUGUGCGAUGUGAUGAGGAGCGGCUGGAUAUCAUGAAGGUUCUUAUCACUGGUCCUGCAGAUACCCCUUAUGCAAAUGGCUGCUUUGAAUUUGACGUGUAUUUCCCACAAGAUUAUCCUAAUUCACCUCCCCUCGUCAACCUGGAGACAACAGGAGGACACAGCGUGCGAUUUAACCCAAAUCUUUAUAAUGACGGCAAAGUGUGUUUAAGUAUACUUAACACUUGGCAUGGAAGACCAGAGGAAAAGUGGAACCCUCAUACCUCAAGCUUUUUACAAGUCUUGGUGUCAGUGCAGUCUCUCAUUCUGGUAGCAGAGCCCUACUUUAAUGAGCCGGGAUAUGAGAGAUCAAGAGGCACACCCAGCGGAACGCAGAGCUCCAGAGAGUACGAUGGAAAUAUCCGGCAAGCCACAGUGAAGUGGGCCAUGCUGGAGCAAAUCCGCAAUCCUUCUCCCUGCUUCAAAGAGGUGAUACAAAAACACUUCUACUUGAAGAGAGCUGAAAUAAUGGUCCAAUGCGAGGAAUGGAUUUCCGAUAUUCAGCAGUACAGCAGUGAUAAGCGGGUCGGCCGGACUAUGUCUCAUCACGCAGCUGCUCUGAAGCGUCACACGGCCCAGCUACGUGAGGAACUGUUAAGGCUGCCCUGCCCUGAAGGGUUGGAACCAGAUGGUGAUGAAUUCUCUGAGAAGAGCACCACACUACUGAGUUCAGCAAAGGAACCUCCCUCCCACGAGCAGGACAAACCAAGCAGCAGCAAGGACUCCCACUCCAGCGACGUCCAACUUUGAGCUGCGCUGACGUGAAAUUAUUAUUAUUAUUAUUAUUAUUAUUAUUAUUAUUAUUAUUAUUAAAUAGACUUGAUGGCUUUGAAGCACAAGCCACAUUUUGUCAAUAUUUGUAUGUAAGACGCUAAUUAUGUAAUAGGUGAAAAAGAAACAAACAAACCCUGAAACUAUGCUAUGCCCUUAAGGAAAUGCAGUUUAAUUCAAAAUUAUCUUUUAUUUACCUGUAAAAGAGUGUAAACUUUUUUGUGCUUUUAUUUUUCAAUUGUGAAAUAACCACUGAUUGGUAUGUUAUUAAAACUUGUUUAUGUAUACAUAAGGACAGAAAAGAAAUCACUGAUUUAUAUAAGGGAACUGCCUUUAGAAAAGAAUGUUUACUGAAUGUUCAUUUUCAUUUUUGACUGUUAGAGCAAGGGCAGUUGUAACCAAGAAUAUAUCGGUCAUUCUUUAAGGAAACUAUUUAAAAAUUACACUUCAAUUUGAGACAUCUUUGGCCAUUUACAUUGCUCAUAUUUGAUUUCUACAGACUCCUGUAAACUUCAAUAAAAGCUAAAUGGACAUUCUAUGAUUGAUUUACUUGUUACCUUUUUACUGGCUGGAAUACAUGUUUAUUGAAUACAUUCACUUGUAAUUAUUGAGUUUGAUUUCAUUUUAUGCUUAUACUAAUUUUAAAAUGCAAGUUUAAUAAAUGCAACUUGUUUUACUGUA